AUGAUUUUUCCAGAAGUGAAUACUUUUAGGGCUACAUUAAGGGACUAUGCAGUGCAAACUGGUUUCAAGAUAGUAAGAGACAAAAAUGAGAAGUCUAGAGUAACAGCCCAUUGUGCUGCUGAGGGCUGCCCUUGGAGAAUUCAUGCAUCUCCACUUCCAGAUGGGAUCACCUACAAGAUUAAAACCUUAGUACCUACUCACACAUGUAGCAGGAUGAACACAAACACUGAAGCUACAUCAGCUUGGAUUGCUAAAAAAAUGGUUGAAAGUUUUAAGGACAAUCCACACAUGGGCUUAGAUACCAUGCAAAUGAAACUGAAUAAAAUGUUUGGGAUUGAGGCUUCAAGAAUGCAACUGUAUAGAGCCAAAAGGAGGUGCAAGGAGGAGCUGGAGGGUGAUCAUGGGAGCCAAUAUGUGUUGUUGCCAACAUAUGCUAGUCAAAUCAACAAAACAAACCCUGGCAGCUUGGUUGUCAUAAAUUAUGACAUACCCUCUACCCCAGUCUCAGAAGAUGGAGAACAACCAGACCCUACCAUUCCUCAAUAUCCAUUGUUCCAAAGAAUUUUCAUAUCAUUUGAUGCAAUGAAAGCAGGGUUCAUUAAUGGAUGUAGGCCAUUCAUAGGGGUAGAUGGGUGUCACUUGAAGGGUCCCUAUGGUGGUGUUUUAAUUUCAGCAGUUGCCUUGGAUGGAAAUAAUGGCUUGUUUCCAUUGGCAUUGGCAAUAAUAGAGGGUGAAUGCAAGGACAGUUUGUCUUUUUUCUUGCACAACUUGAGAACAAUCAUAGAAGAUGCACUACCUUCUAGACCAUGGACCAUCAUGUCUAAUCAACAAAAGGGCCUUGAUAAGAUUGUGAGUGACAUUAUACCGGAGGCAACUCAUAGAAGAUGUUGCAUGCAGCUAUAUAACAAUUUCAGAGCCAAAUUUCCGGGUUUAAUUUUGAGGAAGCAAUUUUGGAGAGCAGCAAGGGCUUACAAUCAGAUGGAGUAUGAUAAGGCUAUGCAAGCCAUUAAGGACCUGAACAAUGAUGCUUGCAUUUGA
This is a messenger RNA of Camellia sinensis, 1038 nucleotides long. Lineage: Eukaryota; Viridiplantae; Streptophyta; Magnoliopsida; Ericales; Theaceae. The record is from RefSeq and is a predicted model, not a curated record.